Meloidogyne enterolobii is the source of this 744-nucleotide messenger RNA. Lineage: Eukaryota; Metazoa; Nematoda; Chromadorea; Rhabditida; Meloidogynidae. The record is from the annotation of a GenBank genome assembly.
UCAUGGCUCUUCCUGAAAAAUUUCUAAAAGAUCCUGCUUGGCCUUAUCUGCGCCAAACCCAACAUUUAACUUCUGGAAAGAAAUUUGAUCCAAAAAGGAGCGUUUGGAUUCCUGAUCCUGAAGAGGGGUUUAUUGCUGCCGAAAUAAAAUCGACGGUUACUCCAUCAUUAACCAAAAAUGGGGCGGAAAUGAUAACUGUUGUAAUUAAUGACAAAGGAAUUGAGAGGAAACUGGCAAAGGAAGAGGUUCAACCAAGGAAUCCCCCAAAGUUUGAAAUGAGUGAGGAUAUGGCCGAACUAACACACCUCAACGAAGCUUCUGUUCUUCACAAUCUACGGCAACGAUAUGCUAAUACAAUGAUAUAUACAUAUUCUGGGCUUUUUUGUGUUGCAAUUAAUCCAUAUAAACGUUUGCCAAUAUAUUCUGAAAGUGUUUGUAAAAUGUAUAUUGGAAGGCGUCGAAACGAAAUGCCCCCACAUAUUUUUUCCAUAUGUGAUGAAGCUUAUAGAAAUAUGAUGAAUGAACAAGAGAAUCAAUCAAUGUUGAUAACGGGAGAAUCUGGUGCCGGAAAGACAGAAAACACCAAAAAAGUGAUUGGAUAUUUUGCUGUGGUUGGUGGGCCUAGUGGAGUUUCAACAACGAGAAGACGGAGCAGUUCAAGUAAAGAUACAGCGACAUUGGAAGAACAAGUAGUCCGGACUAAUCCUGUUUUGGAAGCUUUCGGUGGAAAUUUUUGUUAUUAAU